Messenger RNA from Nothobranchius furzeri (turquoise killifish), 1603 nucleotides. RefSeq names its product cathepsin S, ortholog2, tandem duplicate 1 (gene ctss2.1). Gene Ontology annotation, molecular function: cysteine-type endopeptidase activator activity involved in apoptotic process; cysteine-type endopeptidase activity. The record is from RefSeq and is a predicted model, not a curated record. NCBI's taxonomy places the organism in Eukaryota, Metazoa, Chordata, Actinopteri, Cyprinodontiformes, Nothobranchiidae. Gene Ontology annotation, cellular component: lysosome. Gene Ontology annotation, biological process: positive regulation of apoptotic signaling pathway; immune response; positive regulation of peptidase activity.
UGCUUCAAAAGAGUAGAACUACGACAGACCACGUGACCUUUUUCUUGAUUAAAACACCAAGCAGGAAGACUUUGAGAGGAAGUGCUGCCGCAGCAGCAGCGAUGAGUUCGACACAAACAGGCCUGAUGUUGGCAAGCCUGCUGCUCAUCACCCUGUGUGAGGGGAUGGCGGCCAUGUUUGACAGCAGGUUUGACAACCACUGGGAGCUGUGGAAAGGAACACACAGUAAGGUGUACCAGAGUCAGGAGGAGGACAUUUUCCGCCGGGUUCUGUGGGAGAAGAACCUGAUGCUCAUCACUAAACACAACCUGGAGGCCUCGAUGGGGCUUCACACCUACGAUCUGAGCAUGAACUUCAUGGGAGACCUGACAGAAGAGGAGAUUCUGCAGUUUUUUGCCACGCUCACUCCUCCCACCAACCUCCAGAGGGCGCCAUCUCCCUUCGCUGGAGCCACGGGUGCUAAAGUGCCAGACACAGUGGACUGGAGAGAGAAGGACUGUGUCACUAAAGUCAAAAUGCAGGGCUCCUGCGGCUCCUGCUGGGCUUUCAGUGCUGCGGGUGCUCUCGAGGGUCAGCUGGCCAGAAAGACAGGAAAGCUGGUGGACCUCAGUCCCCAGAAUCUUGUGGACUGCUCAACGAAGUACGGCAACCACGGCUGCAACGGUGGAUUCAUGCAUCACGCCUUCGAAUACGUCAUCAAAAAUCCUGGCAUUGACUCCGAUGCUUCAUACCCAUACAAGGGAGUUGAUGGUCAGUGCCUCUACAACCCAGCAUACAGAGCAGCCAACUGCUCCAGCUACAGCUUUCUGCCUGAGGGGGAUGAGUCAGCCCUGAAGGAGGCGGUUGCCAACAUCGGACCCAUUUCUGUGGCCAUUGAUGCCAGGCAGCCCAGAUUUGCUUUCUACAGGAGUGGAGUUUACAACGACCCGUCCUGCACCCAGAAAGUGAACCAUGGAGUGUUGGCUGUAGGCUACGGUGCUCUGAACGGACAAAAUUAUUGGCUGGUGAAGAACAGCUGGGGGACUUCCUUUGGAGAUCAGGGAUACAUCCGGAUGGCACGCGACCAGAACAAUCAGUGUGGCAUCGCUCUUUACGGAUGUUACCCCAUCAUGUAGCUGAAGCCAAACUGAAUUAGAUGAAACAUUUUCUUUUAGCUGCAACUCAACAGUUAAAAUUUAAGUAAUGUUAAUGUUUUAAUUUAGUAUUUUUACUUUUGAAAAACUACUUGAUUUCUUUGCCGAGACAGUGAUUCACACUUGCAGUUAUCAUAUGUGGCAGAUUUAUACUUUUCUCUUACAGAAAGACACAUCAGAGAUAUUUUUAAUAAAUGUAAAAAAUGUGAGGUUAUAGUCAACUAGUAAUCCUGGAACUUAGAAUGAAAUCAAGAGCGAAGACAAAAUUAUAAUGAUCCUGUAUUUAUGUGUGACACCUGACUGGGCUGGCUCUAGUAUAAAUGUAAAGUCUUGCCUCCAUGUAAACAAAUGGGACAUGCUUUAGAUUUAAAACAGUAAAUCAAAAGAAUUUUCUAGGUGUUGACUGUUGUUUUGUGGUCUUAACCUUCUGGAUUAACUAAGCAAAUAUAUAAAAGCCUCCCAUUGGAUAA